AGUCAAAUUCAAUUGAAUUUGUUGAUUCAACUGUGAAAUGUCUUAGUGAUUAUUAGCGCUUAUUUUGCAGUUGCAUGGUUAAAAUCUAAAUUGAAAGCAUUACGAAAUAGUUACGUGAAAGCCAAGAAACCAUCAGCAAGUGGGAGUGCUAGGAAAAAUCCUACGAAACGGUCAACGUGGCUGUUGGAGAAAUUACAGUUUUUAGCUCCCCACGUGGCUUUUAGGGCGUCUGUUUCCAACUUGGAUACGGUGUCAUGUACAACACCUACAUCAGAUCUCAGCACUGUAGAGCUUGAUGACAGCAUUGAAGAUGACAAUUUCUCAAUUGAAAAUGAAUCAUGGGAAAACAAUGAUACUGACACAAUUGAAAUAGUAAAGUCAACAAAAGAACCACUCAAAUCCAGGCAAAUUAACACAAAAAGAGGCAAGCUGAUCACGAAUAUUCCUUGAUAAAAAAUCUUUCUGAUUCAAUUUCUCAAAGAAACAAGAAACCCAAACCUGAUGAAACUUCAAAAAAACAAUAUGAUGCAUUUGGAAAAUAUGUAUCUCAAGCACUAUCAGAUUUGGACAGUGCAACACGUCAUCUGGCCCAACAUCAAAUAAACAAUAUUAUAUUCCAGGCUCAAACUGGAAUGCUAACUCAGGAUUCACAACAAGCAGUGGUGGUACAACCGCAAUACAACCAAUUUCGGCCCAUACAAUCAUAUCACAUUCCCUCGACAAACAACUAUCCCACAUCUCCAUUCAACUAAGCAAGUCCUCCGCUACAUAAUUCCUUUGUCAGCGAUGAGCAGCAAAUUGGGAUGGCUUUUGUCUGGAUGGUCAUCACAAAAAUCAGACGGACAUACUCUGAACAGCCUCAUUUUAGCAGCCGACUGCCUUGAUAAUUCUACUGUCGUAACCGAUAGGGAUGAGUUAACAAUAUCAUUGAAGCGUUUUUGGGAAACUGAGAGCGUUGGCAUUGACUCCUUUGACUCGGAGAACUCACACGAGGAACAAGAUUUUGUGCGAAAUAUUCAAUUCACGCUACGAAGUUGGUCUGCCGUGGAAAAAUGAUCAUGUGCAAAUUGAUGACGAUUACGAACUCUGUCAUAAUAGAUUGAGAUCAUUGCAUCGAAAACUGCUAAAGGAUCCACAAAAUCUUGAAGAAUACAAUAAUGGUAUUACUGAACAAUUGGCAGCAGGAAUAGUCGAAAGGGUUCCGGCAUCUGAUAAGGAUUGUGGUAAAAUUCACUAUCUUCCCCAUCAUUGUGUCAUACGAAAGGAUAAGGUUACUACGAAGCUACGCGUUGUAUAUGAUGGAUCUGCUACGACGAACUUGCGUAACUUUUCACUAAACCAUUGCUUACUGACCGGGCCGAACCUCAUUCCACAAAUCUUUGAUUUGCUCGUCAAAUUUCGACAAAACAAGAUUGGGCUAGUUGCUGACAUUGAGAAAGCAUUCUUAAUGAUUGGAAUUGACAAGGAAGAUAGAGACAUGCUUCGUUUUUUGUGGCUAAGGGAUGCUAGGGAUCCUCAUUCAGAAGUAUUAAAGCUAAGGUUUUGUCGAUUGGUUCUUGGUCUACGACCUUCGCCAGCAAUUCUAGUAGCUACUAUCAACCAUCAUUUGAAGACACACGAGAAGCAGGAGACAGAAACUGUUGAACACUUGAAAAAUUCUCUGUAUGUCGAUGAUUUUGUGUCCGGUGCUGAAACCGAUGAAACCGCUUUGCAAAUAUACAAGGGAACAAGGCAGUUGAUGGCCAAAGGUGGAUUCAACUUGCGAAAAUGGAACUCGAAUUCCAGUAACGUAGUGAAGUCUAUCGAAGCGUUAGAAGGUAAAAAGAAUUUGAGCUUGAUUAGUGACAAGUCAAGCGUUAGUCAAGAUGAUCAGUCCUUUACAAAGUCGACAAUUGCAAAAGAGUCACUGCUCACGGAGCCCACUCAAGUCAAAGUACUAGGAAUGGUGUGGGAUACGGUGGAGGACACAUUUCUAUUCAAUUUGACUGAAAUAAUCGAGUUCGCCAAUUCAUUACCUGUCACAAAGCGAUCGUUGUUGAAAUGGUCAUCUAAAAUCUUCGAUCCCCUUGGAUUCUUGUCUCCUUUUACGAUAAGGCUCAAGAUUCUGUUUCAAAUCAUGUGCUUGGAUAGACUGGGAUGGGACUGUGAACUGCAUGGCAAUCUGCGUGAACAGUGGAACGUUUUAUUGUCAGAGUUAAGGUUUCUAAAAUGAUGUUCGUGUACCGAGGUGCUUUUAUCCACCCCAACCGAAAUACUUUACUGCACAAGUUCAUGGAUUCAGUGAUGCAUCUGAAAGUGCAAUUGGUGCUGUUGUCUAUGUAAGAACAGUUUAUGAGAAUGGUACCAUCGACGUAAAAUUAAUCGCUUCAAAGACAAAGGUCGCACCAGUGAAAAAGCAAACGAUUCCCCGUUUAGAGCUGGUGGCAGCAACUGUACUAGCGAAGUUAGUAGAGUCUUUGUUAAAGGCACUCAAGUGGAGUCUGGAAGUUUUUUAUUGGGUUGAUUCGAUGACAGCACUUCACUGGAUACGAAACGAUCGAGCAUGGAAACCAUUCGUGCAGCAUCGAGUGAACAAGAUUCGAAGUAUUUCGUUGACGGAAUCUUGGAACUUUUGUCCUGGAUCACUUAAUCCAGCAGAUUUACCCUCACGAGGUAUUUCUGGGCAACUACUUUCGAAUUCUUCCUCGUGGUUCAAUGGACCCAAAUUCUUGGCAAGGGACGAAGAAGAGUGGCCAAAACGUCCAGUUGGCAACCUCUCACAAAGUGACGAAGUUCUGAGGGAAAUUGUGAAAGAGCAUCCGAAUGUCGUAAGAUCACUAGUUUCGAAUGAAAUCAAACAACGAGCCAUGCCAGAUCUUAACAAAGCAAUCGACAUUACUCGUUAUAGCUCCAUGAAGCAACUUCUUCGAACAACUGCUUAUGUAAUGAGAUUCAUCAACAUGUUAAAGAAGAUGCCACGGUGCGAGCGAACAACAAACAAACUCACAACCUCAGAAGAACUAAGCUCAGACGAAAUAAGGAAGGCGCAGCUGCUGUGGAUAAGGUCUAUUCAACAACUAUCUUUUGAAAAGGAAAUAUUAUUCCUACUGUCAAAGAAGGUGAAUUCUUCAAUACCCAUUUAUGUUAAGCAAUUUGGGCUAUUUCUUGACGGUGAUCACGUGCUGCGGUGCCAUGGGAGACUGAAGAAUUCAUCGCUGAAUCUGGAGAGCAAAAAUCCUGUAUUGCUUCCAAAGGAAUCAAGAUUUGUGGAGUUAUUAAUAUGCGAGGUUCACCACAAUGUGAAGCACAGCGGUAUUCGUGAUACACUAACAACCAUUAGAGAGCAUUUUUGGAUAAUCCGUGGUCGAGAAGCAGUAAAGAAAAUCGUCAGGAAAUGUGUCGUUUGUCGUAAAGCCGAAGGUCUUCCUUAUGGGGGAACGCCUCCUCCAGAUCUUCCUGUUAGCAGAGUGUCGGAUGAUCCCCCUUUCACAAACGUAGGUUUGGACUUUGCCGGACCUUUGUUCGUACGAGAGAGUUGUGAAAGGAAUAAUUUGUCAAAUAAUCCAACAAAGGUGUAUAUUCUAUUGUUUACGUGUGCGUCUACUAGAGCCAUUCAUCUGGAGCUCACUCCUUCCUUAAGCGUUCCAGCCUUUCUCCGCGCGUUCCGCAGAUACGCUAGUCGACGAGCACUGCCAGCUCUUCUUAUAUCCGAUAAUGCUAAGACUUUCCGAGCUGCAUGCUUAGAAAUUCGCAAGUUAUGUCGUUCUGAGGAAGUGUUACGCUAUCUUGCAAACCAUCAGAUUACAUGGCAAUUUAUCGUCGAAAAGGCCCCUUGGUGGGGAGGCUUCUGGGAACGUUUGAUUCGAAGCGUGAAACGUCCGUUGCGAAAGGUAGUUGGUAGAACCAAUCUAACCUACGACGAGUUGCAUACUAUUGUGGUUGAAAUCGAGGGCGUAAUAAAUGCACGACCCCUAACCUACGUGUACGAUGAUGAAGAAGCUGUAUCUCUUCCGCUAAGCCCGUCGCACUUGGUGUAUGGAAGACGAAUAACGACCAUGCCAAACAGUGAGCACUUUGAAAUUCAGAGCACCUAUCAAUCUUUGACGAGAAAGGCGAAACAUCACAAAAUUUACUGCAACGUUUUACUCUUCAAUGGAGAAACGAGUGGCGAUGGAAUUACACGAGCUGCACAAGUCAGAGUCCUUCGUGGAGACUCUAGUCAUUCACACUUGUUGCGACGUUCUAUCAGGCAACUUAUUCCAAUUGAGGUUCAUCAGGAAGAAGACAGUAACGAAAGAGUAGAGAACGAUAAGAAAGGCGAAGAAGAACAAGUGCUUCGUCCAACUGAUCGACCACAACGCAGCGCGGGAAUAACAGGACAAUUGCGAAGAUUGCAGAAUACAAACAAGCUCUAA
Xenia sp. Carnegie-2017 is the source of this 4394-nucleotide messenger RNA. RefSeq lists its product as uncharacterized. Bases 2508 to 4394 code for a protein of 628 amino acids. The record is from RefSeq and is a predicted model, not a curated record. Gene Ontology annotation, biological process: DNA integration. NCBI's taxonomy places the organism in Eukaryota, Metazoa, Cnidaria, Anthozoa, Malacalcyonacea, Xeniidae. The transcript is spliced from 3 exons. Gene Ontology annotation, molecular function: nucleic acid binding.